This is a messenger RNA of Saitoella complicata NRRL Y-17804, 1862 nucleotides long. RefSeq lists its product as uncharacterized. NCBI's taxonomy places the organism in Eukaryota, Fungi, Ascomycota, Saitoellomycetes, Saitoellales, Saitoellaceae. Bases 93 to 1739 code for a protein of 548 amino acids. Gene Ontology annotation, biological process: peptidyl-proline hydroxylation; regulation of translational termination. Gene Ontology annotation, cellular component: cytoplasm. The record is from RefSeq and is a predicted model, not a curated record. The transcript is spliced from 2 exons. Gene Ontology annotation, molecular function: iron ion binding; peptidyl-proline dioxygenase activity; L-ascorbic acid binding.
AUGUCUGGCUGUACAAUUGCAACAGUGAAGAACGUUCGUGAGGGAUAUAAACCUUUUCCGAGGAGCAAAGAGUAGACGAUCCAGCAUCAACCAUGUCCAUUGAAGACGGGCCCCUCAAGAAGAAGCAGCGUACCAAUGCUCCUGUUUCAGCCGAGGACGACGGCUACGCUUCAGCGUUCGGUCCGCAAACGUUGAAGGAGGAGACGCAGAACGAGCUCCGUGACGCAUACGCCGUAUCCUCCCCCUACAAACACUGCAAAAUCUCCAACCUGAUCAGCGACGACCUCCUCUCCGCCGUCAAACGCGAAAUCGAAGAAAACCUUGUCUUCACCUCCAAAGAAACAGAUAUUUACAAGGUGAACCAAACCGGAGACCUCGCAAACCUCUCCGGACUCCCCGAUGACGAAAAGGCUAAACUCGCCAAUCUUGGACGAUUACGCGAUGCGAUGUAUUCUCCGCUGUUUCGGGAGUAUAUUCAGAAGGUUACGCAGUGUGGGCCGCUGAGUGGGACGAAGACGGAUAUGUCGAUUAACACGUACACUCAUGGAUCACACUUGCUGAACCACGACGACGUCAUCGGUACCCGUCGCGUCUCGUACAUCCUCUACCUCGUCGAAAAGGGUUGGAAGCCCGAAUGGGGAGGCGCACUCCGUCUAUACCCGACCUUGAAGCCUGGCUUCCCUGCUGCUGAUCCCACGCUCGUCAUCCCACCCGAAUGGAAUCAGCUCUGCAUGUUUACCGUCCAGCCUGGUCGGUCGUUCCACGAUGUCGAAGAAGUAUGUGUGGAGGGAAAGCCUAGGAUGUCGAUUAGUGGCUGGUUCCACGUUCCUCAGGAGGGCGAGCCUGGAUACGGCGAGAACCAGGAGGAGGAGGACAAGCUCAAGUCGACGUUGGAGCAACUGCAAGGUGAAGGCGAUGAACUCGAUCAUCCUCGCCUCGAGCUCAAGGCUGUGUCCGAAGAGGAGAAGAUCGAUGACGAGGAGAGCGAAAAGUGCGAGUUGACUGAUGCGGAGAGGGAGUACCUCGGCAAGUACAUGAACCCGGUCUUGUUGAAGCCCGAGUCGAUGAAACAGUUGCGUGGAGUUUUCGAGGAUGAAUGCAAGCUGUCUAUUCAAUCUUUCCUCAACAAGGAAUACGCCGAGGACCUUAAGGCCAAGCUUGAGGAAGCCGACCAGGCUGUCCCGCAGCACUCUAAUGACGUCCCCUCGGAAUGGAAGGUCGCCGUCCCACCGCACAAGCACCGCUACUUGUUUACCGAAGAUGCUUCUACACCCAUGGGAGAGCUCAGCACUGAACUCUACGGAAGCAAGGAGUUCCGAAAGUGGUUGGCGAUGUGCACGUCCUACUUUCCCAUCUCCGAGUGUGUCCUCGCAAGACGAUUCCGUCCCGGACAUGAUUACACGUUGGCCACCCCUCACGUCCACCCCAACCCCACGUUGUGCUCUACUUUGUGUUUGUCGCCAUCGGCAAAAUUCGAGGAAGGUGAAGUGGGUGGGUACGAAAUCUACAUGGCUACCGGAGACGAAGCAGACGAUGAUCCGGCUAUUUACAAAGCUGCGGCGGAGAACGAAGACGACGACGGCGGGAUUUUGGUUGAAGAAGUGGCAGGAUGGAACAAGUUCCUGGUGGUUCUCCGCGAUGAAGGAACGUUGAGGUUCAUCAAGUACGUGUCCCGAGCAGCAGGAGGAUCCCGAUGGGACGUGAACGGCGAGUGGGGUGUUGAGGUUGACUCCAAUUAGAAGGGUUAGAAUUGCAGAGAUGGAAGAGUAGACUAGGGUUAGAAGGGCAAUUAGCCGAGCACUAAUCAGGCGAUGUGAUUGGCUAGCGGCUAUUUAGCUUAGUUCAAGCGGGUGAUCCGGGGA